Messenger RNA from Neofelis nebulosa (Clouded leopard), 1215 nucleotides. RefSeq names its product RNA polymerase III subunit GL (gene POLR3GL). Gene Ontology annotation, biological process: transcription by RNA polymerase III. NCBI's taxonomy places the organism in Eukaryota, Metazoa, Chordata, Mammalia, Carnivora, Felidae. The transcript is spliced from 8 exons. The record is from RefSeq and is a predicted model, not a curated record. Gene Ontology annotation, cellular component: RNA polymerase III complex. The coding region runs from base 149 to 805 and encodes 218 amino acids.
CAAUGGGAAGCCCUGGGAGGCGGAGCUAGGGCGCCAGAAGCUAGAGGAAGACCUGCAAAUUUCAAGUUGGCUGCGACGUGGGCUCCGCGUGGGGGAGGGGCAGCAGGUUUUUCUCACUGGAUCUCUGAAUACCCAGGCCCCCUCCACCAUGGCCAGUCGGGGUGGGGGCCGGGGUCGUGGCCGGGGCCAGCUGACCUUCAACAUGGAGGCUGUGGGCAUUGGCAAGGGGGAUGCUCUUCCCCCACCCACCCUGCAGCCUUCUCCACUCUUCCCUCCCUUGGAGUUCCGCCCAGUGCCUCUGCCCUCAGGAGAGGAAGGGGAAUAUGUUCUGGCACUGAAGCAGGAGCUACGAGGGGCCAUGAGGCAGCUCCCCUACUUCAUCCGGCCAGCUGUCCCCAAGAGAGAUGUGGAGCGUUACUCAGACAAAUAUCAGAUGUCAGGGCCGAUUGACAAUGCCAUCGAUUGGAACCCUGAUUGGCGACGUUUACCCCGUGAGUUAAAGAUCCGAGUGCGGAAGCUACAAAAGGAAAGGACCCCCAUCCUAAUCCCCAAGAGGCCCCCCAAGAACACAGAAGAUAAGGAAGAAACAAUACAGAAACUGGAGACCCUGGAGAAGAAGGAGGAGGAAGUGACUUCAGAGGAAGAUGAAGAGAAAGAAGAAGAAGAAGAGAAGGAAGAGGAAGAAGAAGAGGAGUACGACGAAGAAGAACAUGAAGAGGAAACUGAUUACAUCAUGUCAUAUUUUGACAAUGGAGAGGACUUUGGGGGUGACAGUGAUGACAAUAUGGAUGAGGCUAUAUACUGAAGAAGGACCCUGAACAAUAUCUCAGACCUUCACAUCGUUCUCGAUUGAAGAUACAGAAGUAACUGUCGCUAUUACUUGGUUUUGUGGACAAGCGAAUCAUUUGCUUAGAGUCCAGAUAAACUGGCCCUGAAGAUAGGAAUGGAGAAUGAUGACAGAUAGUUCUCUUUUCCACCCUUCCCCUCCUUCUACCCUUGUGUCACCUCUGAUAGCUUGGGGGGAAAGGGCAAAGGACCAAUGUCUUAAUUGUACGAAAGAAGGAAGGGUCAGAGAAGAACUGGGCUUUUAGAGCUGAGACAGCUGUACACAUGCCACUCCCCGCACUUUUUUGUAGUGGAAGAUAAUUGGGGGUGCAUGCAGUUAGGAGGAGUAAGGCCAGUUUUAUAUUUUUAAAUAAAAUGUUUUUAGCUGUC